AUGCCUCCUGUGACGGCCGUCCCUGGCGGCCAGAAUGCGCCCACCAACUUUGACAAGUUGAAGAUGGGCGCCAUGAUGGGCGGCACUGUUGGCGUCAUCAUCGGUUUCAUCUUUGGAACCGUCAACAUCUUCCGCUACGGCGCCGGCUCGCAAGGCAUCAUGCGAACCCUCGGACAGUACAUGGGCGCCUCUGGAGCCACAUUCGGCUUCUUCAUGUCCAUCGGCAGCGUAAUUCGAUCCGACGCCGACCCCAAAUGGCAGGAAAUGUACAUGCGAGCGCAGCGGCGACCCAUCGUCAUCAUGGCGAACCAUGCGUGGAGGCGGCCGCGGGACGUGUAG
Messenger RNA from Drechmeria coniospora, 339 nucleotides. Its product is annotated as Protein MGR2. Gene Ontology annotation, biological process: protein insertion into mitochondrial inner membrane; protein import into mitochondrial matrix. The record is from RefSeq and is a predicted model, not a curated record. Gene Ontology annotation, cellular component: TIM23 mitochondrial import inner membrane translocase complex. The transcript has 5 exons. Bases 1 to 339 code for a protein of 112 amino acids. Lineage: Eukaryota; Fungi; Ascomycota; Sordariomycetes; Hypocreales; Ophiocordycipitaceae.